Messenger RNA from Helicoverpa zea (corn earworm), 2108 nucleotides. RefSeq names its product nucleolar protein 10 (gene l(2)34Fd). The record is from RefSeq and is a predicted model, not a curated record. Gene Ontology annotation, cellular component: nucleus; 90S preribosome; nucleolus. The transcript is spliced from 11 exons. Gene Ontology annotation, molecular function: protein binding. Gene Ontology annotation, biological process: maturation of SSU-rRNA from tricistronic rRNA transcript (SSU-rRNA, 5.8S rRNA, LSU-rRNA). Bases 63 to 2057 code for a protein of 664 amino acids. Lineage: Eukaryota; Metazoa; Arthropoda; Insecta; Lepidoptera; Noctuidae.
UGCAGUGCAGUUCAGUGUGGCCAGAGAAUUGUGAUUUAUCCAGAAAACUAUAUGCGAUCACUAUGCAGUUGUCUGAAAUAGAUAACGUUAAGAUCUACAAUCUCAGCGUUGGAAAAUCUUUACCCGAUUGGCUAACAGAAAGAAAGAAACGCGCACUAUUGAAAAAAAAUGUUGACCUGAGGCGAAGAAUUGAAUUGAUUCAAGAGUUUGAUAUGCCAGGUGUAAGCACCAGCUUACGGGUAUCUAAGGAUGGGCAAUACAUAAUGGCUGCAGGCAUCUAUAAACCAAGGAUCAAAUGUUACGAUGUCAAUAAUUUGUCCCUAAAGUUUGAACGGUGUCUAGACUCUGAAGUAGUAACUUUCGAAAUAUUGAGUGAAGAUUACUCAAAGAUUGUGUUUUUACAAUGUGAUCGUUAUGUUGAAUUCCAUGUGGGCCAUGGACGUCAUUAUCGCUUACGAGUACCCCGGUUCGGAAGAGACAUUGCAUACCAUCGGCCAUCAUGCGAUCUUUUCGUAGUUGGUGCCUCAUCAGAAGUGUACAGAUUAAAUUUAGAAAUAGGGCAGUUUUUGGCACCAUAUGUCACAAAAGCAACUGAAAUAAAUUGCUGUGCAGUCAAUGAAGAACAUGGAUUAUUAAUGCUUGGAACAGAAUCUGGCCAUGUGGAGGCAUGGGAUCCUCGGACCAAGGCUAGACAGGGAAUACUAGAUUGUGCAAUGCACUGUACAGAUUCAGAAUACAGGAAUGACAAAUUGCCUGCUAUAACAGCUGCAAAGUUUGAUGGUCCCCUCAGGAUGGGUGUAGGCACAUCUACAGGCCAUGUGCUGUUGUAUGAUAUCAGAUCAAGCAAACCUCUUCUUGUUAAAGACCACAUGAAUGAAAUGCCAAUCAAGAAAUUAGAAUUUCAUAAAUCAAUGAAUUAUGUAUAUUCCAUGGACUCUACUGUUGUGAAGAUAUGGGAUAAAAAUACAGGCAAACAAUACACAAGUAUUGAAUCAUCAGUUGAUUUCAAUGAUUUAUGUGUUAUACCAAACACAGGACUAAAUAUGAUGGCUGUUGAGGACCAAAAAAUGCAAAUAUAUUAUAUUCCUUCUCUAGGUCCUGCUCCCAGAUGGUGUGCUUUCUUAGAUAACUUGACUGAGGAAUUGGAGAGCUCAGCAUCACAAACAGUCUAUGAUGAUUACAAAUUCAUCACUAAACAAGAAUUAGAAUCAUUAGGCCUAGACCAUUUACUAGGAACAAAUCUAUUAAGAGCAUACAUGCAUGGAUACUUUGUAGAUGUCAGAUUAUACAAGAGAGCGAAAUCUAUUGCGGAUCCAUUUGCGUUCGAACAGUAUAAGAAACGUAAGAUAAGAGAAAAGAUUGAACAAGAGAGGCCAUCCAGAUUAAAAGUUGAAGAUAACUUACCCAAAGUUAACAGGGAUUUGGCUUCCAAACUUAUGGAAGAUGGCGGGAAGAAGAAGAAGCAAUCUGCUAAUCUUCUUAAAGAUGACCGUUUCAAGGCAUUGUUUGAAAACCCUGACUUUGAGGUGGACAGAGCAGCUGAAGAAUAUCGCUUACUCAAUCCAGUUUUGUCUAGGCUAGAUAAAAACAAGGAAAAGAAAGUGGAAACUGAAUCUAUGCAGGUGGAAGAAACGGAAGAUAAAGACUCUGAUAUGGAAUUCUACGACACUAGUGACGGCGAUAGUUCUGAUGAAGACCGAUCAUGGGUUAAGGAAGUUAAGAAGCAACAUAAAAUAAUUCGAAACAACUCCAGAAAAGAGGAUGAUUCCCAAUUAGCCGAGGAGACUGUUAAUGUAUCAAACAAAGCGCCUAGAACAACACAUACUCUAAAAAGUUUAUCACGAGUUAGCAAAGCCAGCUUAGGAGAUCGUUUAGCAAAAGAGAGCUUUUCAACAAUGGUCACCAACUUUGGAGGUAAUCGCGAAAUGAAGUUUAGUAUGAGAGGCAAGAAAUCAGACUCCGAAAAUAAUAGAAAAAUGAAGAAACAUCAUCAGGAAAGAAAGCAAUUUGUACGGCGAACAGGAUUUCUAGCAAAAAAGAAAAUGAAACCUUUUUAGCAAAAGAGUACAUAUUAAGUAGUAACAAAAAUAAAUCGCCUUCACUAUUUU